AUGCAGCCGGGCGACAUCUACGCGCCGCCUCCGGGCAGCCAGCCCCGUCGCGGCGACCCAUACGCUUCACCGACGCAAAACCCGCAGCGCCCUCCGCCCGUUCCCCCCGCACCGGGACAUUAUGGUCACCACCACACUGCCUCUGACCCGUUCGAGGAACCGUCGCGCUAUGACUCGCCUGCACCGGUGCCGCCGCCUGUUCCUCCUCCUCCCGCUGGAACGCUGGGGUUGCCUGAGCCGUACGAGCCGGGUCGCGCUGGAUCCAGCGUCUCGAUCAACCAGCCUUACCUCCCCGACACUCGACUCCACAGCCCGCCCCCUCUCCAGCACAUGAACAGCAACUACAGCGACGCCGGCUACCCGCCGCCUGCCUCGUCCUACGUCGGUCACCAUGACGAGGACUACAACGACAACGCCCCGCUGUUAAACCAGGGCCAGCCUGGCGCCUACGGCAUGCCUGCCUACCAGCUGACGGAUGAUGGAGCUAUCCCCAUGACGCAGGUCAACCACGGUCACGGCUACGCCCCUCCCAUCCCGCAGUCUGGGCCGCCGGUGACGAUGCAGGGCAUUCGCUUCGACGACCCGUACGGCGACGGUCCGCACGACGAGGAGCAACCUCGCAUUCACUACGGUCCCCUGCCGACGCGCCAGAUUCGACGAAACAAGACGCAGAAGCGUGUCCAGCUGUUCAAGGGUCACCUCGUGCUCGACGUCGAUGUUCCGAGUAAGCUGCUGGAGAAGUGCCCGAUCAAGGAGGGCAACGAGUUCACCAAGAUGCGCUACACAGCCGUCACUUGCGACCCCGACGACUUUGUGCGGGAUCAGUACACGCUUCGCCAGAGGUUAUACAACCCUCCCCGUCAAACGGAGCUGUUCAUCGUCGUGACAAUGUACAACGAGGACGACGAGCUGUUCUGCCGUACGAUGUACGGCAUCAUGCAGAACAUCGCCAACCUCUGUAACCGUGGCUCAAAGUCCACCUGGUCGAAGGACGGCUGGCAGAAGAUCAACCCGAGAACGAGGUCGGUGCUUGCCGCGCUGGGUGUCUACCAGGAUGGCAUCGGUACCAACGUUGUCAACGGCAAGCCCGUCACGGCGCACCUGUACGAGUACACCACUCAGCUGUACAUCAACAAGGACCGCUCGAUCGUCGGAGCUGCGAGCAAGAAGGCUGGCAAGGUUGUGCCCGUUCAGCUGCUGUUCUGUCUGAAAGAGAAGAACCAGAAGAAGAUCAACUCGCACCGCUGGUUCUUCAAUGCUUUCGGCCAGGCGCUGAACCCCAACGUUUGUGUGCUGCUCGACGUCGGCACGCAGCCUGGACCGGACUCGAUCUAUCACCUGUGGAAGGCGUUCGACAUCAACUCGGCGUGCGGUGGCGCGUGCGGAGAGAUUGUCGCUUUGAAGGGCAAGCUGUGGCACAACCUCUUGAACCCGCUCGUUGCCGCUCAAAACUUUGAGUACAAGAUGUCCAACAUCCUCGACAAGCCGCUCGAGUCGGUCUUUGGCUACAUCACCGUCCUGCCUGGUGCCUUCUCGGCGUACCGCUACAUUGCGAUCAAGAACGACCCUGUGACUGGUGAAGGUCCCCUCCAGAAGUACUUCCUCGGCGAGACCAUGCACGGCGCUGGAGCCGGUAUUUUUAAGGCGAACAUGUAUCUCGCCGAGGACCGCAUUCUCUGCUGGGAGCUCGUCUCCAAGCGCGGUAGCAACUGGACUCUUCACUACGUCAAGUCGGCCGAAGGUGUGACCGACGUUCCCGACCAGGUUCCCGAGCUCGUAUCGCAGCGUCGUCGUUGGCUGAACGGCUCCUUCUUCGCGGCCAUUCACUCGAUCGUGCACUUUGGCUACAUUUACCGCUCGUCUCACUCGUUCGGCCGCAAGCUGGCUCUGCACAUCGAGUUGAUCUACCAGAUUCUGACCAACAUCUUUGCGUGGUUCUCGCUUGGAAACUACUACAUUGCGUUCGUCGUCCUGACAAACUCGAUGGUGGCCACCGGCAAGGCCUUCCACUACGUCGGUGUUGCUCUGAACUGGUUCUACCUCGCUCUGCUUCUGCUCUGUUUCAUCCUCGCGCUCGGAAACCGUCCCCAGGGGUCCAAGAUUGGUUACACCAUCGCCAUGGUCGGCUACGCCUUGAUCACAGUGUAUAUGAUCUUCUGUGCUGUCUGGCUCGCUGUCCACAGUAUCGAGACCGUCAAGAACGAAUCUGGGGGGGUUAACGAGCUCCUCAAAUCCAAGGUCUUCACAAACAUUGUCCUGUCGCUGCUGGCCACGUACGGACUGUACAUUCUGUCGUCUCUGAUCGCGUUCGACCCGUGGCACCUGAUCACGUCGUUCCUGCAGUACCUCCUGAUCGCCCCGAGCUUUAUUAACGUUCUGAACGUCUACGCGUUCUCGAACGUGCACGACGUCUCGUGGGGUACGAAGGGAUCGGAUAAGGUGGAGCAGGACCUCGGAGUGGUCAAGCCGACAGAGAAGAAGGACGAGGUCGAAAUCGAGGUCCCCGAGAAGGACGAGGACCGCAACGCCGUGUACCUGAAUGAGCUUGCCAUCAUCUCCACGCCGGCCCCUAAGGAGGUAGUCGUCGUGAACGAGGAGCAGAAGCAGGAGGACUACUACAAGAACUUCCGUUCCAACGUCCUCCUCGCCUGGACGAUGACGAACGCGGCGCUCGCCGUCGGCAUCUUAACUGGCGCGGGCAGCUCGAGCCUCGACGACAACAAGGUCGCGUCGACGUACAUGGCCGUGCUGCUGUAUACGGUCGCCGGGCUCGCGUUCUUCCGCUUCCUCGGCGCGAGUCUGUACAUGAUCAUCCGGUUGUUCAUGGGAGAGUGA
This is a messenger RNA of Trichosporon asahii var. asahii CBS 2479, 2835 nucleotides long. RefSeq lists its product as uncharacterized. NCBI's taxonomy places the organism in Eukaryota, Fungi, Basidiomycota, Tremellomycetes, Trichosporonales, Trichosporonaceae. Bases 1 to 2835 code for a protein of 944 amino acids. The transcript has 3 exons. The record is from RefSeq and is a predicted model, not a curated record. Gene Ontology annotation, cellular component: cell periphery; cell septum. Gene Ontology annotation, molecular function: chitin synthase activity.